Ruditapes philippinarum (Manila clam) is the source of this 444-nucleotide messenger RNA. RefSeq names its product coagulation factor VIII-like. The record is from RefSeq and is a predicted model, not a curated record. The transcript has 3 exons. Bases 1 to 444 code for a protein of 147 amino acids. NCBI's taxonomy places the organism in Eukaryota, Metazoa, Mollusca, Bivalvia, Venerida, Veneridae.
AUGACGGGAAGAUAUAUCGCACUUGCUGCGGAUGAUCCAGAUGAUCAUAUACUUCAUAUUUCUACAGGCAUCGAUGUCUUUUCAGAUAAGCUCAUAUACAAUGAUAGUAGUGUUUGUAACAUAGAUCUUGGCAUGACUGAUGGCGGAAUUCUUGAUAUGCAAAUAUCUGCAUCGUCAUUUCAGCGCAUGUUUCCACCUUCACAUUCACGACCUUUCUAUAAUGGUUGGUGUUCCGAUUUAAACGAUGCCAAUCCUUUCAUCCAGGUUGAUUUGCUUGUUGAAACUAAAGUAGAAGGUAUCAGUGUGUGGAAUUGGCAAAAAACUAUUACCACUAUGAAUGAAGUAAUCUGGGACACUGUUGUGCAUUUUGGUGUAGAUGUACUAAAUGUUUCAUUUGGAAAGACUGAGAAGGAUCUCCGUCUAUACAAACAGGUCGGUCAAUAA